Molecule: messenger RNA, 945 nt
Organism: Acanthosepion pharaonis
Lineage: Eukaryota; Metazoa; Mollusca; Cephalopoda; Sepiida; Sepiidae
Source: the annotation of a GenBank genome assembly
AUGAGUCGCUCAGUCGUCGCGACGUCUGCCCAGUUUUCUCCUAUCUUUCUCUUAUUCCAUCAAGUUGAUUUCUUUGCACUUUAUUACUCACAUCCUCUCCCUCUCUCACUCUCUCCCUCCCUCCCUCACUCUCUCUCUCUCUCUCUCUCUCUCUCUCUCUCUCUAUCUAUCUAUCUAUCUAUCUAUCUAUCUCAAUUUCUUCCUAUUACCAUUUUUUACUACUCUCUGUUACUCUUCAUUUUAUUUCUCAUUCUCUUUCGUGCUCCUCUUUUCCUGAAUCUCUGUCUUUCCCUCUCUUUCUCUUGUUCUUACCUUGUUUCUCUUUUUCCUUAUCAUUUCCUUACCUUGUUUCUCUUUUUCCUUAUCGUUUCCUUACCUUGUUUCUCUUUUUCCUUAUCGUUUCCUUACCUUAUUUCUCUUUUUCCUUAUCGUUUCCUUACCUUGUUUCUCUUUUUCCUUAUCGUUUCUAUUACUCCAAUUUCUCCCAUUUUCAUUUCUUCACACUCUCAUUCCUUUCUUUUUUCUUUCCCUCCUCAUCCCUCUUUAUUUAUAUCUCAUUCUCGUUCACCUUUUUCUACUUUUCGCAACUGUCUUUCUCCCUCUAAUGUUAUCCUUUUCCUUGUCUCUCUCACACUUUCAAUUCUUUUUAAGUUCUCUCUCUCUCUUCUCAUUCUCUUCCUAUGUGUGUUUUUUCUCUCUCUCUCACUAACCCCACCAACACAAGUUCUCUCUCAUAUAUUUAUAUCCCUGCACGUGGCGGCCAACACCACCGACACACUGCCCCGACCCAAUCCGCCAAUGCCUUUUACCCACUCUUCUCUCUCAUUCAGCCAGGGCCUAGCUCGUUUCCGACAGCUUCUCUCCUCCCGCCAUUUGGCAGGCAGUACGCAUUUCCGGGCUGACAGAGUCGAUUUCUUUGGAAAGGGGAGGUUCCGUUCAGGUUGA